AUGGCUUCUCGCGGGCCCCCGCGACGGCGAGAGCCCAAGCCGCCGGCCGAGGAGGCGAGACGCGGGUGGAAAAGCGGCCGGGGAUGACUUCAUCUCUGGGACGAGCGGCGGCGGCGGCGGCAGGGGAGGUUUCCGCGCCGUAAUAAACUCCUGCCUAACUUGGUUUUCAGGCUCCCGAGGCAAGAAGUCCGACGGACGAGGCGGGCGCUGCCAACUUGUCGCCACAGCGGCUGCGGGCAGGUAAAUCCGCUCCCUGGUUUGUACCGGUAGCGGGGAGGGAGUUAUUUGGAGCAGUGUGGUUUUCCACACACCCCAACCCCCCCCCCCGUAGGCGAUUUCCUACCUGAGGAAUGUCUGUGGGAAACUUUGAGCUCAGGUAAGUAGCAAUAGCAGCGGCAGCAAUGGGGGUUGCAAUCCGUACAGCAAGAGAAAAGCUCUUGGCAGCAUCCUUUGCAUUUCCGAAGGGAAGGGAGUAAUGUAAAUACAGGGCGACCCUCAGGGGCUUACCUGGUGCAUAGACUAGCUACCUAUGGAGUUGGAAGGGGCCACGAUGGUCAUCUAGUCCAACCCUCUGCCAUGCAGAAAUCUCUUUGCUCGAAGUGGGGCUGGAACACGCAACCUUGAGAUUAAAAGUCUCAUGUUCCUACUGACUGAGCUAGCCCUGUUUUUUCGAGUAUACGCAAAUGGUUGUGUGCAUAAGCUGGGAAGGUGGACUUCUUACAACACAAAAAAAACCCUGGAAUGUCUCCUGUGGGGAUUUCGAGAGGGGCAGUCCUCUUAGUCUUGUGGCACCUUAAAAAGCAGACUUCAUCUGACACAUGUAUCCAGAGUUGUGUACAUGCAUGGUUUGGGGAGGGGGGUCGUGAACAGUGGGGUUGGGAGGAAAGGAAAUGUGUUUUAUUUUCAGAGAGGAGGAAGCGGGUAUUGAGUGGCUCUGAAAAAUAAUGCAAACCAUCUUCUGACAGUGUCGAUGGUAGAUGGAUUGAAGCAGGAAAGCUCCAUUCUGUUUGUUUGUUUGUUUGUGGAUGGGUGUGUUGGUGGUGCCGGGGACCCCCAGGAGAGGCAGGAGAGCUCCCACUUCUCAAGGAUCUCUGAGUUCAAGAGGCAAUGUGGAGUAGGAACCUCUUGCACCUUUACCUUGCGAAGCAGUUCUUUGACAGGAGAAAAUAUGAGAGGGGUCUUAUGAAAAGUAUGGCAGAUUGAUCAUAUGCUGCUCAGAAAAGGAGGAAUUAAGGGUAGUGACUUCUUAGUGAUAGUCCUUUCCAUCUGCCAGUUUCUCUACCUCCAUAGAGUGCUAUGGAUAGCCUGAUGCUCAUUACUCUCCCUCUCCCAAUGACUUUGAUUUGACCCACCUUAAUCUUGCACUUUUAAGAGUGACAUAUAAAGUUUGCUGCAUAACUGUUUGGAGUGGCUCUUUGAAAAUUGCAGCGCUUGUUGUUGUUGCUGUUGUUGUUAUAUUUAUUUAUACCCCACCUUCUUCCCUGACAGGGACUCAAGGCGGUUUACAGAUAAAAAUAAGACAACUAAAAACUUUUUUAAAAAACCAAUUAUUUUUUAAAAAAUAUUAAUCAAUGUUCGAAUUAAAACUAUGCUUUGGAACUUCCCUGCUAUAUUGAUUUAGACAGCCUGCUAAGAACUUAUUUAUUUCAGCAAUAAUUUAGUUAUGUAUACUUGUUUUUAUUGAUAAAUCAUGUAUGCUGCGUGGAGACCUUUUGGUUAAGUGGUUGACACAUUUUACAAAAUAAAAAAAUUAAAAAGCUUAUCAGAGAUUCAACAACCAUUUCUUCUUGCACUGUUAAAGCGACAGUGAGUUGUGUUGUUUUCCUUCUUAGUUCUCAAGAGCUUUGGAGAAAAGGGAUUUUUACAUUUGGAUUUUACACAAGUCCUCUGGUGGUAGAGGAAAGGCAUUUGCUGGAUUUCUCCCAUAUAAGGUCGCCUAAGGCCACCCUCACACACCAAGCUUGUUACAUAAGACUUUCCUAGUCUCUGGAAGUGGAGCAAUGUGGAUCAUCUCAUGGAUCAUCACUUUACCUCCAGGGUAGUCAACAAAGCUCUCCAGAUUUUCAGCUCCCGUCAUACCCCAGAAACUAUGGCCCAAUAGGCAGGAACAAUGGGAGUUGUAGGCCUACAGUAGCUGACAAAACAUUGGUUAACUGUGCUUUACAUGACAUGGAUGGCAUGGGUACAUGAAAUGGUACUGGCCAAUUGUGGUAUUUUUGUGCCCAGGCACAGAAAAUAGCAUCAGGGAGAUUUGGAAAGUGACAAAUCCAUUGUGAUACAGAUGUUCACUUUUCCUAGCUCAUUGAAGUCUCUUCAAAACCUGCAAACCUCUUUGACCAAAACCAUGGUGGGAUAAAGAGAAUGGAUCUGUGUAGCAUGUAUAAGAAUAGAAAUAUCAUAGUUCCAUCAAGGCUCUGAAAUAUUAUUAUAUUAUUGGUAGUGUCUUCAGGAUACUGAAUGCCAGUACCACUUUUCUUUGAUUAGGGUGCAUGCAAUCUUGCAGAUGGUUUAUAAGAGCAUCCUUAAAUUAGCAUGAAAAAGUCCACACAAAGUUGAGACAAAAUGCAACAGUUAUAACAGUAAUUCACCAUGGGCCCUAGUAGUUCCCAAAGGAAGUGGUGGCUGCUGCUUCUGAUUCCAGCGGGAUGCCUUUCUACACUACAUGAUCUCAUUUAACCACAGUCUGUAAUUCAUGAUUCAUGAGUGCUGUGGUUUACGUUAUCCAAGAAGCCAAAUGAGAUUGGGGACACUUUUCAGUCCCACUGAUUUCAGUGGGAACAGUUAAGCAACUUCUCAGGAAGCAGAAUUGGUCACCAGUUCUUUAUAGCCUCCUUCCACUGGUGGGACGAUGUCCUGAAAUUCAAGGUAAUGGGUUUCUUUUACCACACCUACCAUAAUGUCAUUUUUCUUUCUUUGGUAGUUCAUAUUUGUAUACUCUGGUGGUAUUCAACAAAGUUGUUUGCUGUUGGGAGAUACAUUAGCUGAGGUCGGGGAUAGGUCCUCUCUGUUACAGCAUCUGCUCCAUUGGGUGUACACCUAGGAGUAGCUGCAAUAUGUAGGACUGAGUUAGCCUUCAGCUAACUUGUAAGUGUGCUUUUGACAAUAAGGAGUUAAUUCUUCACUCCAGACAGAGGCAGUGCCUGGCCCAAGGUCAUCCCAGUGAGCUUUGUGGUCAAAUGGGGAUUUGAAGCCUGGUCUUCCAGGUCCUAGUCCAACAGUCUUUCUCAUUAUCCCACACUGGCUUUCAUACAAGUUCCAUUAGCACAAAGACUUCUGGCUGCACAACGGAAUCGCUCCUGCAUAGCUCCCUGUGAGUCUCCCAAAUGCCCACUGGACCUGUUCCGGAUAGCGCCCCCCCCCCAAUCCCCUGGAGCAGAUUCAGGGAGGGCACCAGGGAGACAUAGAAAGAAGAGAGAAGAGAAGUUCCAUUGUACAAACUGAAAUCAUUUGUGCUAAUAUAACUACUUCAUGGCAUUGGGUUAUUUAUAGUUUCAAAUUAUAAAGUUGAAGUUCUGCUUUAACCAAAUAUGAAAGUGAACUUGUUUUUGACUAGUAAACAAAUAUUCAGAUUCAAUGAAUACUUCUUCCUCAUUAUUUUUCCACUCUCCCCCUACAUUUCUUCCUCUUUUAAAUCCUGAUUCCUCAUCACCUCUCUUUGUCUUUGUCCAUUUGAUAUCUAAAGCACACACACACACAAAAAAACCCAGUGGAUAUCUUUCCUACCUUAUUCCAUUUGGUAGUGUAAGACAUAUAUUUUUCCAUGUUCCUUUCGAUUUUAGGGACACAGAACAGGGCUAGCUAAGAGCAUUGCUUUGUGCCCUACCACUGCUUAAUAUUAGACAGUUCGUGAAAGAGGAUCCCUGGGUCCCUGCAAUAGUCAGCCUGCAAUUAUGUAGAAAUGAUGUGGAAUUCUUAGAGCACAGAGCUGGCUUUAUAUGCAGUUGCCUCAUCCAUCAAAAUUACAUAUAACUUCCUUGGCACAGUACAGAUGACCUGGCUGCUGCUUGCGCCAGAUGCAUUAAAUUUGCAUGAGUGCCCUAGUGCACCAUGUUUAGUAUGGAGUUUCUGGGAUAGAAAACAUGCACACACCCCACAUUUCUAUCUUCUAACAGCUCCACGUACAGCGAAGGGGCAUGCAUUCUGCUUAACAGAAUGAAAACGAGUAGCACUUUUUCACUGUUUGGGUGGCAGUGGGAACUUCUACCAUCUCCUCUUCCCCCUUUUACUGAUUUGGAAGAAAACAGAAAUCCCAUCCAAGUCAUUGACAUAUAGUGGUCUCUUACAUCAGUGGACUCUCUCGUCUGUUUUGCAGCUACAUUAGGAAGAGACGAGUUGGUUGUGUGGAAGAAUUGCCAAUAAUUUUCAGGAGGUAAUUCUUCAAGCAGAUUCUGCUAAACGAAUUAUAGGUAACCACAGCGGUUAUUUGACCAGCAGGGAGCCAUAUCUUAAGUUGACAAAAAUGAUACUAAUGCGCAGUGUGCCUAUAGUGUUUUCCCCCUUGGGUGUUUUACACGCUACAUUGCAGUCUGGUCCUAUGUGUGUUCAUUUGUAAAAUAGGCCAGUACUGCUGCAGUAUAGCCAUAAUAUACGUAGAUGGUAAAUUGAAGGUACAAGAUAGUGGCCUGUCUCAGACCACCCCUGAGUUCAUAGCUAAGCAGAGCUCUGAAUCAGAAAUGGCCAGCACAUAAUCCUAACCACACAGUACUGCUCUAGCUGUCUCUGUAAUGGGUAAACGCUUAAGGGCAGUUUAUGGAGCUUCAUGAUAUUUGUUUAUUUACCUGUUCAAUCUCUCUGAUUUGUGCAGUGGGAGGAGUGUUUGCGUAAAUGGGUACAGUUUUAUACAUCCAUUUAAGCUUAAUGAUUCAAUCGAGUCUAUUGCUUUCCUGCUGCUUGGAAGUAGUGCCAGUUCAAUGACUGAACGUAAUCAACAUGAGUCAUGCUUAAAGGACAUUUCAUAUAUUACUCUUUUGAGGUUUUCCAUAUGCUUAAAAAUCAUUAAUUUGUAGCCACAGAAUGUAGAGUUAUGCAUUUCAGAGCCAUAGCUAGAAAUCAUCACCAAGGAUUAAUGACUAACCCCUGCAGGUUUUAUAAUAUUUAAAAAGAAUAUGAAGAAAAUCUGAUCACUCUUGUCUCUGCUAGAAAAUGUAAACUCUUGCCAGUGUCAGUAGGUUGAGACUUUAACAAAAAUCUGGGCAUUGGCAGAGUUUACAUUCUCUUGCAAGGACUAGAGUGAUAAUCAGAGGGAUAUAAUUUUAUAUAUGUGUUAACAUCUAAUUUAUUAUUUUUAUAUCCUACAUUUCCUCCAAGGAGCUCAAGGUGUCAUCCAGGGUUCUCUUCAUCUCCAUGUUAUCCUCACAACAACCCUGUGAGGUAGGUUAGGCUGAGAAACAGUGAUAGGACCAAGGUCACCCAGUGAUCUUAGUGGCAGAGUGGGGAUUUGAACCCAGCUCUCCCAGGUCCUGGAGCCUGACACUCUCGCUGGCACUCCUCCUACCUAUCUGUCCCUAUAUAGAGGCACAUAGACAUAAAUAUAUGAGCCAUUAUAGGGCCGGGAUAGAGCAGUUGUUUCUGUGGAAGCAGACCUGCUUUCUAACCACUGAAAACUGCCUGGUUUUGUGGACCUUAAACUCCCUUCAUCAAGCAGAUUCCCAUCACCUUAAGUUCUAGUAAUUGGACCAUAGACUCAUUUUAGGUUCGAUGCAGUUGUCCCUUUGCAGUGGCACAGAGCCACAUAUGUCUAGGAAUCUAGUCUAACUUGAGCAUGUAUAACCAAAAAGCACAGAACUACAAUGUUCAAACAAUGCUGUCUCACUCAGGACUGGCAGGAAAUCAAGCAACAGAACAACAUAAGACGUAGGAGCCAACCAACUUUGUAAGACUAGAUAGAAUCCCAUUAGUCCUUUUUCUGUCCUGAUUGGCAGUUGCAGAGAAUAUUCUUGCCAUCUGCAGCGGUGCAGUUACUGCAGCGCAGCAGAUAACAGACUUGCAUAGCAAUUCCUACCUCUAGCAAGUUGCUGCAGUACUGUAGUGAGUAAGAUGUCUGAACCUCCUGCUGCCAGAGACCUUGGUUUAAGACAUUGGUGUAGCACUCUUUAAUGUGGCAUGUGCUUAUUACAGACUGCUGCUUGCUUCUACUUUGCCAAAUGUGAUUAUGAAGGCCUACUUUCAUAGCUGUCAACGUUUCCCUUUUCUUGUGAGGAAUCCUAUUCAGAAUAAUGGAGUUUCCCUUAAAAAAGGGGAAAAGUUGACAGCUAUUUCUAGGUCUCACAGCAUCAAACAAGGAAAUAAGCUUGCUUCUAGAUUGUACCAUGUCAGGCUACAAGUCAGGAUCCUGUUACUGGAUUCUUCUCCCGACGUAGAGAAAGUUGCUUUCCACAGAGAAGCACAGCUACAAAGCUGUCCCUCAUUUAGUUUUCUGUGUGCAGGAAAGCGUUCUUUUUUAAAAUCUCCAUGUUCAUUUUGAAUUUGUACAAUCAAGAAACAGAUUAAAUCUCCUCAUUUGAUGUUUAUAAAAACGAGGUCUAUGGAUAAUGCUUAUAAUGUUUACUCGUACUGAAAAAGAAUGAUAUAUAUGGAAGGAUAUAUACAAAGGAAUGUUGCCCAUGGACUGAAAAGAGCUCCCCACCUUGACCGUAGGGGAGAGGAAACAUUUCAUAAUUAAAUAUAGUCGUUAAGUUAAAUGUUUCUGAUUACUUGAGCUAUGGUCUACAACACACCUAAUUCCAUUGGGAUUUGCUUCCAAGCAUUUUGGAACUGGGAUUUUGGAAUGAUUUUCAAUUUGGUCUUCAUGAUAUAUAUAUAUUCCAAGACUGUUUUUAGAUUUAUCUGUCAGGAUGUUACUUACUAACAUUCUGGGCUUUCAGCACCAAAAGGCAGUUUUAUGUCUGGUACUCUAUAAGUCUUGGCUAGCUCCAGACUGGGAAGAUAAAGCAGACAAUUCAGAAAGCGUAGAUCCAUCGCUGUACUUUGCACUGGAUUUAAGUGAUUAUUUACAUCUAUAUACAGGGUAAGAGAAGGUUCAAACAGUGGAAUUUAAAAGUGCCAGAGUACUGUGGGCUUUGCCAAAAUAAAAAAAUUUAAAAAAUGCUUUAGCUGUGAAAUGCAGUGAAGCAUGAAGGAGACUUUAGGAGCUAAUCCAGAUUCUGGGUAUUUCUUAAGCUCACAUAACACAAAUCACAAGGUUACUAACAUUAUUGGAAUAAGGAUCCUACUGAUUUCUGUACUAAGAAACAGCAUUUGAAGCACCACGUCUUCAUAUGCUGUUAGGGAGAAGGAGGAAAGCCACACCCCAAGGAUUUGAUUACUGUUUAGCAUUUAGAUGCUUUAAUAAUUUGCAGAUGCACAUUAGGCACUUGGCAAGGGAGGUGGUGAUGCAGGCAUGUGGAGUGGAUGCAUGCAAAGCUUUGAGGGGUGUAAUAAUGCUGAACUCCAAAGCAAGGAGCCAGCUGGAAGGCAGAUAUCUUUCAGGAAAACUGGGGGGGCUUAGAAUGGGGGCUCUUGUAUUUGAUGGGUGAGCGCAGUCCUCUAGAAAUGCUAGUGCGCUCCUUAAGGGUUUUUAAUCAAAGCACUAUGUUGGACCAGAAAAGGCUAAGAAUAAUACUGACCCCUGGGUUUCAUAUUGCUGGACACUCAGACAAAUCUAGAUUGUUCUGAAGACACGGAGCGGAUUGGGAAUGACUCCAGAUUCUGGAAGCUCUGUCUUGUGAUUUCUGUGCAUUGGAAGGCUGCAAAUGAGAAAUACGAUUUUAAACAUUUAGAAGUACGUUCUGGAGACAGUAAUUACAGGGUGAAGUACUGAUGGAUACUUUCCAGGGCAGAUACCACAAUGUAAAAGGAAUAACAAAACAGUUUCUCGUCUAUUUCCACUGAAAGUGCCUUGGAACUGCAUCACAAUUAGAGAUGUCGAGCCUCAGUAUUAAUGGGCAAAGUUAACUCUUCUCUGAGCAGGAGACAUGCUGCUGCCUGCUGUAUGUUACACCAGUAAGAAAGGGCCUGUGAUUUAAACAAAAAAAAAGCAGCAAGUUAUUCAGGCUUAUGGAACUAAUUUCACAGUUCUUUAGAUUCUGGCUUAUAUAGACAAGAGUUGUUGUUUUUAUUUAGCUUUUUCCCCCCUUCAGCUUACAGAAUAUAAUAUUCUCACGCAAUGAUCAUUUUGUCCAAUGUCACACCCUCACAAUUUGUGAUGGGUUUGGCAUUUAAAUGUUGUUCCCUUGGCCUCUUUGCUUCAAUAUUUUUUGUUUUCAGUCCUGUGCACACUUACAUGUAAGUCGAAUUGAACACAGUGGGACUUACUUCCGUGUAAGCAUACAUAGGCUCAGGCGCCAAGACACUGAACUGUAGCCACGCUGUCUUAACAGAAAGGAGGCACAUGUUUGGCAUUUAAUUGGCUUUGGCUUGUUAAAAAAAGCAAAACCCCUUUGUUUAUCCCUCCCCCCACCAACAAUUUAAUGAAGAGUGCUGUGGGUUUCUCCUCACUGCUUCCAUACAUGAAAUCAAACAGGCCCAGAGGAAGGCCUGUCCUGAAUCUAACCUCAAAUUGUUGUUUAUGUAAGAGACAUGUCUUCAUGGAUUCAGCACAGGGUCACACCCCUGAAGCAUAUACUAAGUGUCAUCUAGGACAAGCCCUCAUCUAAAUUAAGAUUGGUUAAACUGUGUCGUACAGCUCAAAUUUAGAUACACUGAGAAGCAAUGCUGUAUAUAGAUCCCCUGCUUCCCAGAAUAACUAUCAGCUUUAUUAAAGCAGAGGAUCAUUCUCACCUGCAAGUGCUUGAUUCUCUAAAACAGAAGAAAGUGAACCUCAAGGGCUCAAAUUAUGGAGGGAAAGAUGUGAAGCCCUUUAAAAAAUCCACUUUGUCCCACCCCCAAAUUUUUACCCAUUUAUGUCCCUCUCUAGAUUUCUGAAAUGAAGUAGCUAAGGGGGCAGAUUCCCUUGGAUGUGAGGGCAAUCUGGCUGCGACAUCUGUCACCCCAUUGAUCGCCAGGGUUGAUUUGGUUGAUCUGGCUGGCUGGGCGGGUGUCCCCUCCCUCCCUCACUGCUCCAUGUGCAUCCCUCCUGAAGCUGCACGCUCGGUGGAAGACGACGACCGUCCCAGAUAGAAGGAGUGUACCGUUCUUCGGUUAAGGGUAUACGAUAGCUGCCCUCCCCUGCUAGAACCUCCAAACAAGCUCAGAUACGUAGGGAUUCUUAACCACAAGGUUGUUCACGUAGACAUGGGACAGAAGGUGAAAAUGGAUGAUUCACCUAACUAAGGGUCAGAUUUUGCAGGCUUAUGUUGGCAUCCAUCUAUCUCGGGAGACAACAAAGAGGUGCGCCUUGGGGGGGGUGAGGUCAAGCUUUAGGAAGGUUGCAGCGCUUGCUGUGGUCUUACAGACUGAUGUGGGAGAGACAUGCAGCUGGGGCAGAUGAAGGCGUCUUGGUUUUGCAGCUACAGGUGCAUUUCAGCAACAAUAGCUAAAGAAAGUGACUGACCACAGCAGCAUCAGGGAGGUAUACCUUAUGGUGUAUAGUAACGAUGUCACAGUCACUAACAGCACUAUGUAGAUAUUGGGGUAGAUGUUCAAACCUUUUGGACAUGGGUUUCACAAUCCAAGUUAAAAAUAGAGUGUUUAUUUGAGGAACAUUGGAAAAACAGAUUUGUAGUAAGCCCUCCCUCAACUGACAGAAUUCCCAUCCUCCCUCAACUGCCAUCCCAUGCUGCUGUCAAAAACCCCUCCUAUUUCACACCCCCAGCAUUUCAUACACCAAGUGAUGUCUUCUCCCAUCUCCUUGAAACACAAGCCCCAAACAUGGUCCUUUAUUAGUCCUUUCCUCACCCAAAACCUGUUGAUCUUCACAGUCUGCAGUGGAUUGUAUUAAGGUCCCAGCCUGCUCUCUCACCUGUAGCCUCUCUUGAAGCAGACAAAGUACAAAUCAGAUUAAAUGUAACAUGUAUAAAAAACCUCCCAGAGAGUGGCCAUGUUUAUAAGUCACAGUGGGACAUAAGCUAUGAUAGGCUUCUCGUGAAUGAGCAAGUCUGUUCUUGGCUUGCUGAUGUGGUUUGUUUAGGGAUAACCACAGUUUGAUGACACAAUGAACCAUGGUUUGUGGAUUGUUCUGCUUACGGGAGGAGCAAAGCAGGAGUGAUUGGGCAGCAUUGCUUAGUACACUGCUGGUUCACGGCAAGCCAUAGUUAAUGGCCUACUGUGGCAUGCAAACACAACCAAUAUUUUGUGUCCAGAACAAUUUAUAGACUUUUUUUAAAAAAGUCAAACUUUUAUUCUGAGCUGGAUAUUGAUAUACUGAAUUUUGCUUAAGUCAGCAGGGGGUGGUUAGUUUGGGGAGAAAAUACAAAGUUAGGUCCAGUUGUUGCUUCAGAUUUGGCUUGACUUCUCUUGUUUAAUAAGGUGUUGCUACCAUAGACUAGAUCAUGGUUGUAGGCUGUAGUCUUUUGCACACUUACUUGGGAAUAAACUCUUAACUCAGUGGGACUUAACUUCAGUGUAUAAAUGCAUAAGAUUGCACUGCUAAUCCACUAAUGAGUUUUGGAGAUACUAAGAGCUCUAGAGCAACAGGUGACAUUGAAGAAAUAAAUUCAGAACAGCCAUAUGGAAUGCAUAAGACUCUUCAUGGUGUUCAUCUGUUUCCACAGCUGUGAUAUGCGGAACUGUUCAGCUUCCUUAAAAUCCUGCAUUUCUGAAACGUGUCAUCUGUACUGGUAUAUUUUCCAGCUAAUCAUGUGUGACACGUAAGUUCUGGGCAAUAUAUACUUAGAGAGAGAGUGCAAAAAUGUAAGAGACCACUUCUUUUCCUGCGGCAGGAAGAAAGACGGUUGUGAUUUUGACUGUUGCUUUAGGCCAGCUUGAGUUUUAUUUAGAAAUGUAAUUUAUCAGCCUCUUUGUUUUUUUAAGCUAAGCAACUUAAUACAACUAGCUUGAGAAAGAGGAAAUAUAUUUGCAACAGUUUGGACUUGUUGACUUUUAUGGUUCUCAAAUGUUUGCGGAACCCUUGCAGUAAAAUCUUUUCAAAUGAUUUUUUAAAGGGGGCGGAGAGAGGGGUUGAUUAUUUGGACAGGAAGCAAGGCAACACCAAACAGCUUGAGCUUUUAAAAACAACAACUGAGUCCUUGAAAAAGGUUGCUGUGGACCUCCCGAUCUCCUCUGAUGGGAGAAGCUUUUCAUACAUUCAUCGAAUCAUAGAAUUGUAGAGUUGGAAGGGAUCCUAAGGGUCAUCUUGUACAACCCCCUUUGCCUGGGUGGGCUCAAACCACCAACCUUCUGGUUUACAGCCAGAUGCACUGACUGGUUGGGCUGUGGCUCUAAUCCAGGCUUCCUCAAACUCGGCCCUCCAGAUGUUUUGAGACUACAAUUCCCAUCAUCCCUGACCACUGUUCCUGCUAGCUAGGGAUCAUGGGAGUUGUAGGCCAAAAACAUCUGGAGGGCUGAGUUUGAGGAAGCCUGCUAAUCUCACUGCAGCGUUACCCUUGCCUCUAGGCUGCAGCUCAAUAGAAGAGGCUAAGAGGGGGAAUGAGGGAGUCACAUGACAAGAGCUUGAACAGCACUUUUCACCCAAGUAUAGCAGGGCAGUAUGGGCUGGGCAGUGUUGCUUACCUGAAUUAACAGUGGGAGAAGGAAAGGAGGGGAAGGGGUUUCCAGGGAAAUUGCUUGAGCAGUGCAUUUAUUCCUGAUAGCUGCAGCUCAGUGGAAAUCACGGAACCCCUUAGACUGCUUUAUGGAACACAGUUUCCGAAAUGCUGGCUUAAACUAAUACUGUAUGUGCUGCUGUAAAGAGCAAGAUGACACAAAGGGACUUGAUGGAUUAACCCACAAGAUUAACUGGAAAAUGUUGUGAUUAUUAUCCACUUUUGCAUGCAUUAGAAUUGUGGCCACAGGGAGGACAUGUGGCAUAUUAGGAAUAAUUGAAUGUAACAACUAAAUUAAAUGCUGCUGUUAACAUAACAAGACUAAACGUAUUUUAAAUAGAAUGUCAUAUAACAAUGUGGACUCUGAUCCAUGAAAGUUUAUGCCCAGAGUAGCCAAUGCAAUCUCACUCGUUUCUCCUUCCAGAUGUGGAUUUCCCCAGUCUGGGAGUAAUCCCAUUAAGUGGUUACAAACCCAGACACCUGGAGCAGCAGAUGCAAUGUAGCAGUAUUUAUUUUGCUGGUGGAUCAGUAAACCACAUCAGCUACUCCCUUUUCCACAGCCCUUAAUUUCUCCUUACCUUCAUUAUUAUUAUUAUUUAUUAAAAUUGUUAGUCACUUUUUACAAAAGUAACACAAAGCAGCUUACUGUAAACAAACAUAAUACAUACAUACAUUAAAACAAUCAUAAAACAAACAGGAAAAAACUAAAAUACAAACCUGUUUUUAAAAGGCAGGAUUUAAACCAGCUCACCCACUCAAGGAGGCCUCAGAGGAGUAAAAGCGGAAAGCCUGAUGAAAAAUAAACACUUUAGCCUGGGUGCCUAAACAUACGUAAUGAUGGCGCCAGGGGAGCCUCCCUGAGGAGAGCGUUUCACAAUCAGAGAGGCUCCACUGAAAAAGGCCUCUUCUCGUGUUUCAAACCUUCAGACCUCUUGUGGAGAGGGCACAUGAAGAAGGGCCUCAGGUGACAAUUGCAGGAUCCAGGUAAGUCCAUGUGGUAUUGGAGUAUAAGGUUUUAUAGGUCAAAAACCAGUGCUUUGAAUUGAUCCCAGAAACUAAUGGGUAGCCAAUGUAAUUGGGUUAGGAUUUGUGUUAUGUGCUCAGACUGUCUUGACCCAGUGAACAACCUGGCUGCUGAAUUCUGCACCAGCUGCAUUUUCUGAACCAUCUUGCAGUAAUCUAACCUAAAGGCAACAAAGAUUAGGCUAUCCCUGUGCAGGAAGAAAUGUUGGCACUCUGAGUAAGAAUCAUGGCUACAUGGUGGGUAGUACGAGUGGCAAGCCCAAGAGGCCCAGUGGUUUAGACCACAGCGCCACCUGUGUCCCUCACCGCGAUGGAGUGAGCUCCCGUUCUCUGUCCCAAAACAGUUCGAAAGCAUGCCAGUGCAAGUAGAUAAAUAGGUACUGCUGUGGUGGGAAGGUAAACAACAUUUCCAUGCGCUCUGGUUUCCGUCACAGUGUUCCAUUGCGCCAGAAGCAGUUUAGUCAUGCUGGCCACAUGCCCCAGAAAGCUGUCUGUGGACAAACACCAACUCCCUCGGCCUGAAGUGACAUGAGCGCCACAACCCCAUAGUCACCUUUGACUGGACUUAACCUUCCAGGGGUCCCUUACCUUUUACCUAUAGUCUGAGUGGAUUUCAGAUCAUUUGAUGGGAAUAUGGGCUGAUUUUCUACCACUCUUCAAAUAUUAUUAAGAAAUAUUUUUUUCUUGCACAGUGGUUAAUUUAUGGCUUGGAAAAAUAUAAAAAUACAAGGCAACCCUAAAUCCAUUGUAAUUUAAGGCAGUUGCCAUUUUGGGACACAUGUAUCUCAAAGUCAAGUCGUUGUGCGUGUCUUGGUGUUCCUGUGCCAGAUCAUCAGUGCUUUCUGGAAUGUGAAGAAAUAAAAAAAGGCCAGAGUUUUUGUUAGGUUUGUGUGCAAUGCUGUAUGAAAGGCUAAUUUCUUAACAAAGCACAGUCUGAAUGAGCAGGGUGGUGAUACAUUUUGUGAAUAAGAAUAUAGAGGUUUGCAAAACCGUAACAUGCUUAGACACCCAAGUGAGUCACUAAUGCAGCAGACAGGCAUUUUAGCAGCUGGAAAAAUAAUGAUACUGCAGGUGGGCUGGAGAGAAUACCUAUCCUCUUUUGAUAUCUUGGACUGUUUCUCCGGUAUUAAGCUGGAUACCUUUUCUUUUGUGCUGCCAGGAGCCCUGAAGAACGCCCAUACAUUCCUCCUGAAGUAAGACUCCCUUGCAUGUUUGAGGAAGCAAAUUCUUUUUGCUGUCUCAGCCAGCCAGGGGUCCCCAUGCUUUCCAAAUUAUAAUGAAGCACUUGGAAUUUUUCAGCAUGUAAAAUGAUCUUCUAAAUCAACCUGUCAGAACAUGGCAUUUUCCUUUCUGUCUUCUGGCCAACACAAGCGAAACGUAUCAUACAAAGGCAAAAUAGUGACUUUUAAUAUUCUCCUCCCCCACCUCCAUCUGCUAAUCCAAAACAUUUAUUUCUCUGCCUGACUGAACAAGUUGUGUGUGUGUUUUUAUCAUUCACAUACUUAUAAAAUCCUUCAUAAUCUUCCCUUCCACUUUGGACUCUAGGAAGAUGUGGGGACACAUAAGCAGGAGUUGUACAGGCUCUCUGCACAUGUGUGCUUUUGCUCUUCUUCACCAAGCUAUAGCCAUGCUGGGAUGAUAAAGAGUUGUUUGCUUUUGUUUGAAGUUAAACAGCUGCACAAUAUGGAAAGAAUAUAAAAGUCCAUUGCCAGGUGUCUUCCUUCUUCCCAGCGAAAUCCAUCUUUUGUGUUUACUUUCCGCAUAUUGACGCUCAUAACUCUUGUGUACCAUGGCAAAGCUGCAAAAGAUUCAGACCACUGGAUGAAGUAAAUAAUGUUCUUGGACUUGGCAGGUAUCCUGAACUCCGAAGCAUGUGAGGCAGGAGGUGGGGAGGGGAAUGAGAGCGGCGUUUGCUCGUUUUAGCUGGAAAAUUCCUUCAGUGUCACUUAGCCAAGAUGUGUGUAAUGUCUCCAGGAAACAAGAACAAGCACUUCAGAUGGGCUGCCAUGGCAUAAUAUAUCCAAAUAUAUGUGCCUCCGGAAUUCUUUUGGCUGGCUCCCCUAUUCUGUUAUAUCGCUUAUUGUGUUAUUGCUCUUGGCAGACCCCUUCAUGGUACUUGUCACUCAGCUUUACAAAAGUCUCAGAUUACCUGUGAAUUGGUUUAGGAGCUGAAACUUCUUUCUUUUCUCUCUCUCCUAAGGGAGCUCUUGUUAAGUGGCACUGGGCAGAUAUUUCAGUGUGACAUCAUUUAGCGUUUUAUGGACUAGCAAAGAGUCCAUGAUUAUAAUGGGCAGGAGGAGGCUGUAGGGAAAGGCCUGUGGAUCAGCAAACAAGUGCCAGCAUAGCUUAAGAGACAGAGCGUAGCUGGGGAUAUUUCUCUUGGUUCAAGAACUGGGACUGACAGCACUCUUUGCUUGCCCAACAGCUGCUGGAAUCCUGGUGGUGAUGGGUACAAGGGGGUGGGGAAGUAUGUAUUCCUGUGCAUUUCACAGGACCAUUGCCAUCCCACUCCCAAACCAGGUACAUCUGAGUAAGUUUCCUUUAGUAGGGGAAAGAAGUCGUUCAUGGAAUCUACUCUGAGCAAAAGUUAGUUGACUAACAAAGGGCUGGAUUCAACUAACCUGGAUGCCAGUGCAAGGACUUCUGUUAGUUCAACAGGGCUUUCCUCUGUCUCCUGACUCCAAAUCUGCUCUGGAGCAUUGGGAGAUUUCCUAGAACACAGGGAUGGAAGAGGGGGGAAUCAUUCUAUCUAGAAAGCACAAAAUAUUUGCACGGAUUGAACGAUCGUGACAGCAUGAUGUUGAAUUCCGCUCAUCACUUUCUACUGAUUCAUCUUUGGAAAUGGUUAACUUCUUGACACAAUGUUUUCAUUGUGUCAAAUUCCUGCACACUAAAUAGGGGCAUUCGGUUUGAAUGAGAUUUGCUGUGAAUGGCAGCCUCCCCAUUUUAGGCCAAAUUGGACAAAUGCGCCUGAAUUGCCGUGUACAAAGUUGAAAAGUGUGGCUGAUUUUUUACUACAGAUUGUGGAAUUUGGGGCUUGUAUUUUCCUUUUUUCUUCAGUUGUCAUGAAUUUAUUUAUUUUUAAAUAUCUUGCAGACAUUUCAUUGAUUCAGAAUGACGCUGUGGAUGAUACCAUUACUGCUAACCUGCAUUAUUUGCACCAGCCUGACAAGAGCUGA
Podarcis lilfordi (Lilford's wall lizard) is the source of this 15820-nucleotide messenger RNA. The record is from the annotation of a GenBank genome assembly. Lineage: Eukaryota; Metazoa; Chordata; Lepidosauria; Squamata; Lacertidae.